AUGCGAAGCCUGUGCAGACUCAAGCUUGGUGAGCCUGCUGGCCGAGUCACUACCACAGAUGCGGAUCUCGAAGAUGGAGAGCUCAUCAUCGUGGAAGACCCACCUACGCAGAAGCCCCCCAAGACUGGCGGCAAGCGCAAGUACGAUGCAGGUCGUGGAGAUGACAGCGCAACAAGCGCACCUGAUCGUCAGCCAGCGCCUUCAAAGAAGCGAAAGACGGCGGACGCACAAACGAAGAAGCCAAAGCCUGCGAGUCCGAAAUAUACCAAGGCCGAGACCACUCCACACGCUCGAGGAGAGAAGCGACCAGGAGGCUGUCCGGAUGAGAUACAGGUCAUGGAAGCCUACCGCAGUUCCCUUGCAGCCAGCGGUCGGGGCUGGGAUCCGAUCAAGAACGACCAGAUGAAGGCGCUCCUCCUCCAUUAUCACGGCAUAACGUUCUCAGCAAACCGCGUGAACAGGGCCCCACUCCUCGCGAUCCUCGAGCCACUUUGCAAGGACCACUGCCAAAAGCAAGACGAGGCUGACCGAGAACGACGGCGGAGAAACGAUGAACUCAAGGAAGCUGCUCGUCGGAAGGACCCAAAUUACGUCUCUCGGGAUAUGGUUAACAGCCUGAAAAGCGCCAAGAAACGGUGA
Fulvia fulva is the source of this 639-nucleotide messenger RNA. RefSeq lists its product as uncharacterized. The record is from RefSeq and is a predicted model, not a curated record. The transcript is spliced from 2 exons. Lineage: Eukaryota; Fungi; Ascomycota; Dothideomycetes; Mycosphaerellales; Mycosphaerellaceae. Bases 1 to 639 code for a protein of 212 amino acids.